Molecule: messenger RNA, 1074 nt
Organism: Prorocentrum cordatum
Lineage: Eukaryota; Dinophyceae; Prorocentrales; Prorocentraceae
Source: the annotation of a GenBank genome assembly
AUGGUUGGCUCAGGGUCGUGCGCUGCGAAGUGUUGCAGUCCCAAAGCACGCAUGGGUUGCGGCGCGUGGAACAUCUUGACGUCAACCUUCGUGUUGAUUUACGCGUGCAUGGAGCAGUCGCGUUACAAACCAUUCUUCACGCCCAUUGAGUGCACCAUCCCCUUACCAAGUGCUGAUGGAACUCAGCUCACGAACGCGUGCGAGAACCCCAAUGAGUACAGCAUCACUACGAAGAAAGAGGACAGCAUGACGAAUACGUACAUUCAGGCGUUUUCCACAACAACCAGCGAACGUUAUCUGUUUCACAUCGGCCACGGCGCUCCGUCGCAUGAUGUGGUGUUGCAGGCGAACGGCGCUUGCGACAUUGUUGCUGACGUAUUUUUGAAUCUGACUGCAAUGCAAACGCCAGCCUUCGCAGGCAUCAUUGGAUCCUUGUUUUUGCAGGGCUACUCCCCCAUGUACACCCACACCAUCUCAACUGAUGAGGUCUGCAUGACGAUCAUGGGUUUGCCACUCUGCUCUACGGCUACCAGCGACUUGUGGUGCGGUUGGUUGAGCGGCCCUUGUUUCGUCCCUGGUCCAAACGACAGUGCCCCGGCAGCAUUCAAUCCUACAUGUGUCUACACUGGCAUGGUUUGUAGUCCGACAGAGGAGGAGAUGUUGAAAUGGGCAACCCCUGAACAUUUGGGCCUCGCAGUCAUUGGCCAAGACCCCUGCCCAGCGCACACGGGUCUGCCAGCAAGUCUCAAUUGCAGCGUAGUGUCUGCGCCAUUUAUCGACACCAACAUGGUCCAGCAACCUAUCAGUGGCUUCGUCGAGGUGAGGUUGACCGAGGAGGCCAGGAAGGCGGCGAAAGGAGCGGAGAAUGUCGUCACGAUUUUCACCUCUGUGGUCAUAGCCGUCAGUGCUCUGGUAAUCGUUUAUAGUCUUGUGGAUGUGGUGCGCGCUUUCCGCGCGUGGAAAACGGUUGAGGUUUCUGGGCCACCAGCUAGCAUCGCAGCUUCUGGGCUUCCGACUGUGCUAGCAUCGAAUCAGGACCAGGAUCAGAAGGGGGCGCGGCCUGUGGCCGUCUGA